Messenger RNA from Numida meleagris (helmeted guineafowl), 1753 nucleotides. It is a transcript of the gene ORC6, whose product is annotated as origin recognition complex subunit 6. Gene Ontology annotation, cellular component: nuclear origin of replication recognition complex. Lineage: Eukaryota; Metazoa; Chordata; Aves; Galliformes; Numididae. The transcript is spliced from 7 exons. The coding region runs from base 94 to 900 and encodes 268 amino acids. The record is from RefSeq and is a predicted model, not a curated record. Gene Ontology annotation, molecular function: DNA binding. Gene Ontology annotation, biological process: DNA replication; DNA replication initiation.
GGCGGCGGGACGGGCCGGUCAGCUGGCGAGCCCGGUGGCGGGUCGGGAGCCGCGCGCGGCAGGCAGAGCGGGCGGGAACCGAGAGCGAGGCGGAUGGAGCGCGGCGCGGUGCGGGCGCUGGCGGCACGGCUGGGGCUCGGCGAGCCGCGCGUCGUCAGGAAAGCCGAGGAGUACCUGCGGCUGUCCCAGGUGAAGUGCACGGGGCUUAUGACGCACGUGACCGCGACCGGCAUCGCCGUGAUGUGCCUGGAGCUGGCGGCCCGCUGCGCCAAGCGCCCCGCCGACAAGAGCUCCUUUAUUAAGCUCUCCGGUUUGAACAAGACCGCGUACCAGAGCUCCAUGAAGUCCUUGGAGUGUUUGCUGGGGGUGAACGCCCGGCUGGGAAUGCGCGACCUGGCGGUGCAGUUCUGCUGCACGGAGGCGGUGAACGCGGCUUCGGAAAUCCUGCAGAGAUAUGAGUCUAGCCUCCCUGAAGCACAGCAAAUGGACCUCGAUUUCUCAAAACCACUAUUUACAACAGCUGCACUAUUCACUGCAUGCAGGUGUUUGAAGCUGAAAGUGGACAAAGCUAAGAUGUUGGCUGUAUCUGGAGUGAAAAAAGCAAUAUUUGAUCGUCUGUGCAAUCAGAUGGAGAAGAUAAGCCAGCAACUCAGCAAAGAUGAUAUUCCAUUAGCUGCAGAGACAUCUGAAACCCUGCAGACUGACGUGGAACAGUGUGAGAAAGAAGGUUCUGAAGAUUAUGAUGAUGAGAUUCCAUGUAAACAGCCAAAGACUGAAGCAAAGCAAGACUAUGAAGAAUGGAAAAGGAGAAUCCUGGAAAGUGCUGCUAAGGCACAAGAGACAAAUAAUGGUACUGUUUCUAUAGUGCCACCUUGUAACAUCACUGCUGCUUGCUCGUAAUGUUAACAGUCCUUUUGCUCUAACAAUUCCUGUAGCAUACAAGUGAUGACUGGCUGGUAUUCAGCUAAUUUUAUUUUUUUAGCUAGUUUUUAAAUGUUAUUUUUAGUAAAUGACAAUUGAGGUGAUUUUUGGAAUAACCAUGUUUAAUUAUUUGCCAGGCUGGUACUUGAGCAGCUGUAGCAUUAUGUGGUAGGAUAGCCUCAUUUUUCUUGCUGCAAGAAGCAGGUGAUGUUCCAAUGCCAUGUUAAAUGUGAAUAAAUUAUAAGUUACAUGUCCUUGUGCCUCUGGCUGGAAGUAGUCAGUGAAACAAGUGGGAGCAGACUAACUGUGCCUUAUUUAACAGCAAAAACAACAGAUGAAUUGAAGACUGAUUAUAUUUUUUUAAACUGUCAAGUAUUUAGUCACUGAACUGACUAUAGUUUUUGUGCCUGUGUAGGACUGAAGUUUGUGUAUGUAAGGUGACCCAGCUGUUCCAAGAAACAAAGAUAUCAGAGGGAAAAGCUUUGUAUUAAGAUAUGCAUUUUUAUUUUUUUUUUGCAUGCGCUUGUUGUAUGUAAAACUUUUGGAGGGCAAAAUAAGACAGAGGACAUGUCUGUAGAAGAUAUCCAGGGAACAAGGAUUUCAAACCUAAUGGAUCCUGGGAGACAGACUGUUUUUUGCAUCUCAGGGUCAUAAGCUUCAACUGAAGAGUGCCCUGACCCAUAGGUCUUAGAGGCAACUUUUGUAAUCCUAUACUUUCAUUCCACCUAUUCAGACUAGGACUUAAAGUAACUAUUUUUGAAAGAAAAAUUACAACUUGUAGCAUUCCAGGACUGGUGUUGCUAUAAUAAAGUCAAGCCAACUCUGCUGCCCA